AUGAGAAACGCAACGCGCACAUCCGAUCGUGGGCUUAUGCGACAUCGAAACGAACCCGGGCGGUUCUUCGGCGAUGGUGUAAGCUUCAAGGCCAAACUCAUCGGCAUCCUAGAGGUCGGCGAAGCCCGAGGAGACCGGAUGUGCCAGGAGGCACUGCAGGACCUCAAAAUGGCAAUACGCGCCGCAGGAGAACACAAGCAACGCAUCACGAUACACGUCACGAUCGAUGGUUUACGAUUGAGAGACGAAAAAACUGGCGAUUCUCUCUAUCACCAUCCCGUGCACAAAAUAUCGUUUAUCGCCCAGGACAUGACGGAUUCGCGUGCAUUUGGCUAUAUUUUUGGUUCCCCCGAUAGUGGGCAUCGGUUUUUCGGCAUCAAAACCGACAAAGCCGCCAGCCAGGUGGUGCUGGCAAUGCGCGACCUGUUUCAGGUCGUGUUCGAGCUGAAGAAGAAAGAGAUUGAGCUGGCCCGGCAGCACAUUCAGAGUAAAAUCACAGCCCACGAACAUCAGGCCGUGUCCGCAUCUUUGGUAGCGAAGAGCAACACCACACUGGACAGUUCUGGUGGUGGAGGAGGAGGAGCGGGAAGCGGUAGCUCGAGCUAUGGAAAGAAUCAUUCUAGUGAGACGGGUGCGUUGGUGGGAGCGCUGGGUGGAUCGUCGAUUGUGGGCCCAAGCAGUAGUGUUAAGAUGACCGCAGGGAAGAGUGAAAAAUCGCCCGAAUCGGUGGCCGAUCUGGUGGAUCUCGAGCAAGAAUUGAGCUGUAUUCAACGAGGCAUAACGCAGAUGGAACGCAUUACGCCUAGUGAGGGACCGGGGAAAAGUGUUUUGGACGAUGAUCCGUUUGGCGAUUCGUUUGCCAAUAUUCCGCCGUCCUACAAUCUUCUACCACCACCAGAGUCGAGCAAACGGCAUCAGAAACAAACGCACCGUUCGACUGAAAACUUGCCAACGAUGGAAUCGAGUCCUGCAGUAUCCUCAACACCUCCUCCAAUGCCAGCACCACCCAUUCCAACACAACCAAGCGCUUCUAGUGGUGAUGCUGCAACGGCGACUUCACAUUCACAUUCUUCUACUGCUAGUCGUAGCAAUAACAAUCCACCACCAUCGCAGGGUGCCGGUGGAAGCACAUUGACUAAUAGCAACUCGGUACAGAACGAUGAUUGGCUAAAUUCGCCGCCAAACACGUCACGAUUCGAUCCGGAACCAGCACGUUAUUCAGACGAACCAAAGAACUCUGACGAGACGGGAAAGACUCCACAGUCGAGCGGUGCAGCGCAGCCUUCAUCGUAUACGGAUGUUUUUACCGAUCUGGACCCGCUGGGAACGGGCAAAAUAAAGCCAUACAUCGACAAAAAAUACUUCUUCCAAGAGCUCAAGAAUCCACCAAAGAAGGUGUUGAAAGAUCUGUCCGGAAAGGAAAGCACGUUCAAUGCAAAUUUUGCACCGGAAGAUCAAACGUCCUCGCAGAUGUUGCAGCAAAGCCUGGCUGGAGGGUCAGCAACGUUAAAUGCAAGUAACAUUUCCACCCUUGCCAGCGGUAGUGGUGAUCUGUUUAAGGCCAGCUUUGACGAGGCACAAUCGAUGAAGAAUAAUAACGGCGGUGAAACGACAACAAGUGGAAGCGAUGUGGGAAUAUCUGCUGGCGGUGGCAAUAGCAAUAACAUGCCACUCAUCGAGUCACUAGUCGGAAGCGGUUCAACCAAAGCUUCGGUUGAUCCGUUUAUGGAGGAUGACGAUUUUUCGAAACUUCAGCUCGAUCCGUUCGAGGUACACUUCUCUCGAAACGCAUCACCACGCAAUGCGGGAGGAGGUGGUGCCCAGCAGGAAGGAAGGAGACCAUCCGAUACGGAGGAAACUUCAAACAAAUCCUGCGCUGAGGAUAAGGAUGCUUCAGUAUACAAUGGGCCGCUACAGGUAAACCUUCCGCCCGAAUCGUGGGCUAGCUACAUUAGCCAGAAGCGCCUUGAGCGACAAACUUCCGAAGCGAAUGCUGCCCAGGCACAAACCGGUGGACCGAACGCGCAUCGCAACAGACCGGCAGCCAGCAGUGUAUUCAAGCAGAAUACCGUCGACGUGAUCUCUAGUCUAAGCUCCAGUUCCAAAAAGAUGAAACCGAACCUGUUUGGACAAAAGUUCUCCAAACGCGACUCAAACAGCAUAAAUAUGCGCCGGCUACAGGAAAGUGAUUCCCUGAGCGAAACGGAAAUGGCACCGGAGCCACCGCCCCGUCCCGAUUCUGGCUCGCACAUCGAACCACCACCGUUGCCUCCGAAGAAGCAAUUUGCUGACAUUGUCAUCCGACCGUCACUGAGAUCAUCUCAUGCUACUGGAAGCAGUGCCGGGUCCGGCACAGUACCCGUCCAUGGGCCCAGAGAGCGAUAUGAUUACGUUGGUUCCAAAUACGACAGCAAUCGAUCGCCAUCGAGUGGUGGACCCGGAUCGGAUGCUCCGCCGUUGCCGCUACCAUCGCGCAAGGUUGGUCGUACAGCGGGCGAAACUGUUGGUCCCGGACGACCUCAGAAAAAAUGCACCGAUGACGAUGACUAUCUGGCACCGAUCGGGAAGGUGGACAUACCGACGCUACUGCCACCGCCACAACGCAAGGACGCAUCGAAGACGACACGCAUCACCAGAAAGCAAUCGGAAACAGAUCCUCGCAAUCUCGACGAACCAACGCCUCCACCGACAUCGAAAUCACCGUCCGGCAGUGGAGUGGGACAUUUUUCGAAGGAACUCGAUCACCAUCAGCAAACGACGUCCUCGUCCGCUUCGUUCCUACCCGACAUUACGCUCAGUCAAUUACUAACGCUCGGCAUCGAUGAGCUGGCCACGAAGCUGAACGUCCCCGUGUCCAAGCUGAGCACAAUGACCCUCGUCGAGCUGACCACGUACCUGUCUGAGUUUAUCGAAAACAGUAAAUACUCGGCCGCACCGCCACCGCCCUCAGCAGCACCAUCUUGGGCAACGAGCAGCAGCAUCAGCCAGGACAAUACGGCCGGGUUGGAUGGAAGUAUCAGUGAAUCGCCCGUAUUUAAGGUGAACUUUGAUGAUGUGAACGAUGCCAUGUUUGUGGCCAAGUUUGAUGACAAUUUUGGCGAAGAGGAACGGCCACGCAGUGGAUCGACGGUGGGGGAUAGCGGAAGAGCAGGUUCGGGAACGUUUGUGGCAAACUUCGAUAAUAUGAAUCUACAUCCGUCUUCUUCCGGUACCAAUGCAUCUCAUUCGCCGAAACCGGUUAUAGAUAAGUAUGCAGUGUUCCGGGAAAUAAUUGAACAAGAAAUCGGUCCAGACGGAACAACAAGCGAAUUGGGACAAACAGAUCAUGACCAGGAGCAACAACGAUCGACACAGAGUGAUCCUGCCGAUUCGCUUGAUUUGCAAAAGGAAGUGGCCUCGGAAAUGAGUCGUCUCUCGCCGGCCUUCAUCGGUAGUGAUGGUGGAAUGGUGGGCUCCUCGCCAUUACCUACGCUUGGCUCACAUUCCUUUGGAGGAUCUUCCGCCAGUCCCCUAACUACCGGACCUCCUUUAACAAAGAUCGAUACAAAAAUUACGCAGGUAAUUUCCCAGGCAAAGGAUCGCUAUGCGGCAUUGCGGGACAUUAUUUUGGUGGAAGAUCUGUUCGAAAAGCCCGCUCAGGCUCCGAUGGCGCGAAUGGAAUCAUCCUCGUUCGAAGACCGUGAGUUGGACGAUGAUGCCAAGUUCGAGGCCAACUUUGACGAUAUGGAACCGGCGGUACAGCAGCAAGAAACGACCUCGCCAGAGAUCAAUAUUUCCGAUGCGGAUAUGAAUGAGGAUGAGUUGCAGCAACAGUCACAGGGCCAGGGAGACUUGCACGGCGGUGACGGAGGUUCGUUCCGUAGCGCAACAACUCCACGCGAAGAUCUAGAAAUCGACGAACUGAUGCAGCAAGCGGUUUCGAAUCUUUCCCUGCACAGCAACGAUCAACUCUCACCGGCUCCAACUGGAACCAACGCACAGUCGGGACUGACGGUGAAAGGAAGUCCACUGUUGCAGCACACUUCGACCUCACCUUACCGGCCCACCAAUAUGUCCACUUCCACCACGUUACUGAACGAUAUGAUCGCACCGAAAAAUAAAUCUCCAACUAGCGGCGGCAGCAGCACCAUGGUUCAGUACGAAACUCUCUCCCUAGGACAUAACGCACAAUCGGGUCGUGGGAUCGGCGGUUUAAGCGAUAUGAGUACAUCACCCAUUCCACCAUUAGGUUCUAAGUCAUCCGGAAUGGCCAAGAGCCCCAUCCUCAAACCAUCUCCAAUGUCUCGGAGAAGCGAUGAAGGUAUUAGAAGUAAACCAACACCGGCCCCGCGCGGUCCGUCGUCGACCGAUAAGCGUUCGUCCGGUUCUAUGAGCGAUGGCGAUGGUGAGUCGUCACCAGAAGGAGAUAACAACGAAGAUGGUAAACCGUCUCGCAUGACUCCUACCAAUGCCAAUGAAUCGUGGGCAGUUUUUGAUCAGCCAGAACCAUCGUCACACCACCCUUCCAAAAGACAAGAUUUGCGCCAUGAUCCUGUACGUGGCGAUGGUGGAAGAAGAAGUGGCGAUAAAAAUGGACCUGAGUCACCUUGUUCCUCUGACCCAAAAGACGAAUGGACAAAGGCAGAUCUGCGCGAAUAUGGACGUCGAUGGCCGUCAAAAGGUCACACCUCGUCAUCGUCACGGGACGUUAGUCCCUGGGACGAGGAAGGUCCGGACUAUCGCAAACGCUCCUCGAUGCAUCCGUCCGGGGGUGAUCCGUCGAUGCGUCAUCACCAUCCUACCUCGGGUGAACGCUAUCAUCAUCCGCGCAUGCCGCCGCGGCGUAUCAAUUCGAACGAUGAAGACUACGAGGACGAGAUCGUGAAGGAUCAGCGAGGUCAACAGCGUCGUCGCAUGAAGAGUGGUGUCGGUUCGCGAAGCCGGGACAAUUUCGAGGAUGAACACUGGUAUCACGAUCAUCACGUCGGCCCAACGUGGUCUUCACCGACGGAGGAUGAAGACACGCGAGGCCCACCGGGUGGUGAGCGUGGAUCGCGAUCGUUCGAUCGGAACGCUUAUGAACGCAGCACGUAUGGACCGCCGUACGAGAAGCGGGAACCAAAAAGCUUACCACCAGCGUACGAUCGUCGGGAUUACAAGGGCUACGACAAGCGGAAGUACUAUCGGGAAAGAGAACCAUCGCGCGGAGGCAGUGGUGGUGGUGGUCGAUACGAUUACGAUCCAUAUGCUGCCGAUGGUGGUUACGGAGGCAGAAGGCCAGAUUACGAUGAUGGCAUGUACGAACGGCCGAGCCGGGAUUCGCGGGCAGCUCGAGAAUAUUUCUACGAGCGCGAGCGUAAGAGCUUUGACCGCGAGAGCAAUGAGUCGUACGACAGUCGCGAACGUCAGCGCAGCUUCGGCAGUGGCGAUAUCUAUGGUAGUCUGGACAGUCGAGCGGAAUAUCGCGAAAGAGAUCGAUACUUAUCGCUGGACAAAAGCCGCUCCCUGCGACGUGGCCUACGCAACGCUGGCAGUGCCCGGCUAGAUCAGGACCUGGAUCAGGAUUCCGAGGGUGACCUAAUGGGUGGUAUGACGAUGGGUGGUGGACGGUCGGGUCUGCGCGAUGUCGGAGGCAACAGUUUACAUCGUUCUAGUCAAAAUAUUGGACGUGGCAGCAAACAACAACAGCAGCAGCAGAUGAUGAUGAUGCUAGACGAUGACGUUUGGGGGGUUUCUAAGGGUGGCGUCAGUUCAGCGGCUACUAUGCCGUGGAAGAGGCCCUCGAGCGCAACGGAGCAGCAGGAACAGCGACGGUACAACGAAGGCGGACGAAGCGGGCGUGGAAUGGUACCGGUCGGUGGUCCCGGUUCGGACGGUGAAAAGGACCGAAGGUUUCGCAAGAAGAGUCGAACGCGGGCCGAACGGAAAGACAUGGAGAUGCGUUCGAACUACGCGACGAUGCGAUAUCCGGUGCGUUCCAAAGAGGAUUAUUUCGACUUUGAUGCACCGGAAGGCGGCCGCGUCGUUGCAGGCGUAGACGACGAUGAGGAGGAGGAUGAUGAAGAUGAUGUCCCGGGGGGUAAGAACAUUCUGGACGAGCCGUUGGACGAUAGUCCAGCGUACUACGGUGGCCGUAGACAGCCUCAGGGAGGACCGCUGCCAGGAUCAACCGGAUACUACGGUAAAUCAUCCACCCCGCGACAGGAAGGACGCAGCAUGAACGAUGCGCUCAUCGCACAAGAAGCGAAAAAGAUGGCACGCUAUGAGUACGAAGAGGAAGCCCUCAGGCGCAUGAAGAAAAGCAAUAGUCGAGAUCUGUACUUUGAAGCUGGCCGGGGGGAAGGUGGAGGAUAUGGCAGUGUGACUCCACCGAAGGGCAACAUUCAAAAGCAACAUUCACACAACGCGCCCCAGAGUUCCGCUGGUCGGCAGCUAGACUUUGAGUUUGAUGAGUUCGCUGAUCCAUCUGGGCCUCCUGCCGGUGGGGAUGGGUUCGAAAGUGAUUUUAACUCCCCGCCAAUCGGUGGUGCCGGGACGGGGGGACCUAUUGCCGGGGGUAGAGGUGAAGGGCAGAAGUCGUAUCGUUUUUCGAGCGAUUUCUCCAAUGAUAAGGAACGCGGCCAUUACGCACACGAACCUCCAGGCGGAUACCAUCGCCAGCAGCACUACAAGAAUCAUCCUGGCGGAGGCAGCUACGCUGAUACGGGUGAUUAUCCACAACACUCACAAUCAUUGCAGCAGGCUCCGUCAUCGUCGACACCUCCACCGGCAUCUUCCUCAUCCGGGCAUCAUCACCAUCGGGAGCAGUCCAGCAGUGGUUCGAAGCUGCGCUUCAAUGAAAAUGUCACCGUGUCGAAGUUUGACGCAGAGGCAACGACCAUGUUCGAGGACGACUUUGCUGGACGGUCCGAUGCGGAACAGGAUCCCGAAGAUGGGCAGCAGCAUGGUCAACAGCAAGGUUGGUCUUCGGCAAGCAUCGCAACCAGUCCGGCUCCACCAGCAGCGACAAGCAAUAAUGGUAGUAACAAAAAGAUAUUAAAAACCUCUAGUCAAGCAGGGCAUCAUCAACAGCAGCAGCAGCAACAGCUGUUUAACCAGGAUAACAUACGCAAAUCGGACAGUAUUAACAUUUUUGCCAAAAAGGUCGACGAUCCGUUUGAGGAUGAUGAUUUCUUCUCCUCCUCCGGUGGUGGCCGUGGAGACCCGUUCGGUGGUAAUGGUGGUGCCGACGCUGUCGGUCACGGAGCGGGCAGCGGAGCAGGUGCCACCGGCACCGGUCCGACCGGGUGGGACAAAAACUUUGCAAAUUUUGACGAUAACAUCUGAUUACUCGGUAGCCUGAUGAUCGAGAGCAACUUCCUCAGUCGCCAGCUGAGCCGAAGUUUGAGUGCCCGUCAGCAGUAUCAGUACUGUUGCCAACAGGACGAACAUCAGCGCUACUCACUGGCUAAGGACAUACGGAAGCUUUACAUGCGCAUCAAGCACUGCAACCGGUAUCAGGUGUUUGU
Anopheles marshallii is the source of this 7487-nucleotide messenger RNA. It is a transcript of the gene Dab, whose product is annotated as protein disabled. The coding region runs from base 1 to 7305 and encodes 2434 amino acids. The transcript has 8 exons. The record is from RefSeq and is a predicted model, not a curated record. Lineage: Eukaryota; Metazoa; Arthropoda; Insecta; Diptera; Culicidae.